CGUCACUUUGUAGCGUACGAAUCUCCCGACGACCGCACGCGUCGCGCGACGCCUCCGAUGUACGAGUACAUACUAUAAUAAAAAACACGAUAAAACAUUUAAAUAAUUCGGUGAUUAUAUUAAGUUAAGUGGUUGAUGCUGAUUUAAAUUUUUUUCAUCCGGAACGAGAACGAUUUAAUUAAGAUUCCAGCCAAAGAAUUAUGUUCUGGUCGAUAAGAGUAUUAAGGUUCACUUGUACUAUGAUAGGUGUUAUUAAAAAACAUAAAAAUAUAGCAUCAUAGUUCAUUGACAACCGAAACAUGUCGGACAACAGGUUCACAGUUUCGACAGUUGAGUCGGAAUGUAAAAAGAAUGGAAUUCACAUGGGUGCCAGUAUUAUUGGGAGGCCGCUACGGACCUCUUUGGAGACGGUGGAACGAGGGGAUCCCAACUCACAGUCUGAUACAUGGCUACACGAUGCAGGCUGGAGGAGAAAGCGAUCGUUGGCUCAGCUCACACGAGAAGCCUUACCAAGAAUGGAGAACUAUAGGAACUCCAAGCGAGCUCUAAAGAGACCAAGCUUGGGGGAACUACAUGGAGAUCAUCUGAUAACCGAAGAGGACGAGAAACAAUGUCAAAGGGAAACAAAAUCACCGACGCCGGCACACGGGAUCAAAUUAGGAUGGAUUCAAGGCGUGUUGAUACCAUGCCUGCUGAACAUCUGGGGUGUUAUGUUGUUUCUGCGUAUAUCGUGGGUGGUGUCGCAGGCUGGUAUUGGCCUCACCCUUAUAAUCAUCGCCAUAUCAGCGAUCGUGUGCGUCAUAACCACCCUCUCCAUGAGCGCCAUAUGCACCAACGGGGAGGUGAAAGGAGGUGGUAUAUACUAUAUUAUAUCAAGAUCUUUGGGUCCUGAAUUCGGUGCCUCUGUUGGCAUUAUAUUCGCGUUCGCCAAUGCAGUAGCUGCGAGCAUGAACACAAUAGGAUUCUGCGACUCUCUCAACGACCUGCUCAGAAUACAGGGGGUCAAAAUUAUUGACAAUGGAGUCAAUGAUGUCAGAAUAGUUGGGGCUGUAGCGUUGGUUGUGAUGUGUAUAAUCUGCGCAGUCGGCAUGGACUGGGAAAGUAAGGCACAGAAUUUUCUGAUCGCCAUUAUUGUUGGAGCGAUGGUGGACUUCAUAGUAGGGACUCUGAUGGGCCCCAAUGACGCGAGCGAUGUUGCUCACGGCUUCGUAGGGUUGUCAGCGACAACCCUCUCGGAGAACUUCAAUUCAGACUUUCGGUUCAGUGAGGGUCUUCACCAGGACUUCUUUAGCGUCUUCGCAAUAUUCUUUCCUUCCGUCACCGGUAUCCAGGCCGGUGCUAACAUCUCCGGAGAUUUGAAGGAUCCAGCUUCCGCGAUUCCCAAAGGCACGCUUCUGGCGCUACUAAUAUCCAUGGUGAGUUACGCGCUCAUGGUGUUGUUUUCUGGUGGCGGAGCCCUGAGGGACGCGUCAGGGAACGUCUCCGAUCUCAUCAUGGCCAAUGGAACUGUUGUCAACUACACCGGGAUAUCGAAUUGCGUAAAUAGCUUACACGGCUGCGGUUAUGGCCUCCACAAUAGUUAUUCCGUGAUGCAAUUGAUGUCAGCCUGGGGACCUCUUAUUUACGGUGGUUGCUGGGCGGCGACUUUAUCGACCGCUCUGACAAACCUUCUAUCAGUCCCUCGACUGAUCCAAGCGCUCGGAGUCGACCGCAUCUACCCCGGACUGAUAUUCUUCUCUAAGCCUUACGGCAAACACGGAGAGCCUUACAGAGGAUACGUGCUUACUUUCAUCGUAUCACUGAUGUUCUUGCUUAUAGCUGAUCUCAAUACGAUCGCUCCUCUUAUAUCCAACUUCUACUUGGCGUCAUAUGCUCUCAUCAAUUUCUGCACCUUCCACGCGGCCCUGGUGCGCCCCCUGGGCUGGCGGCCUACAUUCCGGUACUACAACGUGUGGUUAUCAAUGAGCGGUUUCCUAAUGUGUGUAGCCAUCAUGUUUCUCAUAAGUUGGAUUAUGUCCCUCGUCACAUUCGCUGUAUUCUUCACUCUGUACCUCAUAGUACACUAUCGGAAACCCGACGUUAAUUGGGGCAGUAGCACGCAAGCUCAAAUGUACAAAACAGCGUUAUCCAGCGCCCAUAACCUGGCACGGACUGGUGAACAUGUCAAGAACUACUGGCCACAGCUAUUAGUUCUGGCUGGGAGACCUUCUGAUAGACCAGCUUUAGUCGACCUCGGUAAUCUCAUCACAAAAUCUGGCUCGCUCAUGAUGAUUGGUGACAUAUCGCAGAAAAAGUUAAGCUACAAAGAGCGUGUACAUCGCUCGCGGACUGGUGACGAGUGGUUGAGGGGACGGAAGGUCCGCGCGUUCUGUGCCUCUGUGAACGGGUUCAGCUUCGAGUCCGGUGCGAGAGCCUUGAUGCAAGCGGCGGGCGUCGGGAGACUCGCCCCCAACGUGCUGCUCAUGGGAUACAAAGCCGACUGGGCCACCGCGCCGGCCGCUGAUUUAGAGUCUUACUUCAAUGUUCUACAUACUGCAUUUGAGACGCGCCUCGCGGUGGCCAUAGUGCGAGUUGCCGGCGGCUUGGACUACAGUGCUGUAGAGGGUCAGGGGGAGGCACCAGGGGAGGGACAGGGAGAGGGAGCCGCUCUCACCGCCACCUCCAGUGGAAGCGGAGACCUCAGGAUAAAGAGACCACAAGCCCAGAUAAUGCACGCGGACUCAGAUCUCGAUAUACGAUCGACGGCAACCACUGGAUCCCAACCUUCCAGCAGACAUAAUCUUAACCUAUUGACACUGACAACAUCGCGUUCAUUCACGAUAUCAGAGAAAAGUGACAGCAAGGAAAAGAAGAAGGACAAGAAACUAUUUGACAUUCAGCGACAAAUCAUUUACAAGUCAUCGUCUGGCGUGGAAGUGUCCAUGGAACAGUUGUCACAGAUGACGUUGUUCAAGAGGAAGCAGGAGUCUGGCACUUUGGAUGUGUGGUGGUUGUAUGAUGACGGUGGCCUCACCAUUCUUCUGCCGUACAUCGUGUCCCAGCGAGCCUCGUGGCAGAGGUGCAAGUUGAGGAUCUUCGCCCUCGCCAACAGGAGACACGAGAUGGAACUGGAGGAACGGAAUAUGGCCAAUCUGUUAGCGAAGUUCCGUAUAGACUACUCGUCGCUGACCAUGGUGCAGGACAUCAUGGAACCUCCGCAGGCGGAAACCAAGAAACUCUUUGAAGAAAUCAUAAAAGGUUUCACAGACGGCAAAGGAGAGUGCAGUAUCGCUCAGUCGGAGCUAGCAACCCUGUGUGAGAAGACCCACCGUCAACUGCGACUCCGAGAGCUCCUCCUCGCGAACUCCUCGAACGCCCAGCUGGUUGUGAUGUCCCUACCCAUGCCUAGAAAGGGUUCCGUAUCAGCUCCGCUGUACAUGGCCUGGUUAGAGGUGAUGAGUCGCGACCUCCCGCCCAUGUUGUUCGUGAGAGGCAACCAGACCUCCGUGCUCACUUUCUAUUCAUAGACAUCAAGACAAAGUUCGGAAACGAAAACGGAAAAAACAGUUCGGAAACUUCAACAUUACAUGCGGAUAAAAGUCGACUCAGAUUUUUUUACUAUUAUAAAUUAUUUAUGUUAGAUUAUUGUUUAGCAAUAAUAUAUUUAUAUCUUUUAUAUAUUUUUUUUAUUAACAAAUUGUCUUUAAUGAACUUUUAUUUUUUUUAAUCCUUUACAGCAUUUUAUUUAUACUGUGUUGUUUCUGAACCACCAUAUUUUUUUAUUACAUAAUUUUUAAUAUUUUAAGUGAACAGAGCUACUUUGUAACGAUAAGCAGCAUGCGAUUAAUAUUAAAUAAAACAAGUAAGUAGUCACAAAUCGUAAAACAUACAAUGUGUUUUUUAAUUUUAACGUUUCAAGACGAUUUACAUAUGUGACUUAUUACUGGUUAGACGAUAAGUAAAUUUUGUAAGAAACGUAGUGAAUAUUGUAUGUUAUAAGCGACUUUGCUUUGUGAUGUAUUGUAUUGUAUACUUUGUAAAACAAAGUUAUCUCUAAGUACAACUAUCGAGCAAAACAAACCAAAUCUUAAGUUUACUUAAUUUAAUUUUAAAACAAGAACAUAAUUAUUUUAAGAAUAUCAUUUAAAAUGACUUAACGAAAGCAGCUUUUUAAAUUUUAAUUUGUAUUAGAUAUAUUUAUUUAUAAAUAUUUGUAGAAAAAAGUAUUUAAUUAGUAUUUUUUUUUUGUAUUUUUUAAAUCUAAUCUAGUUAUAAUAAGUUUGUAUUAUACCUACAUAUAAUAAAUUAUAAACCUAAACCUACGUGUUACUUGUUAGUUAGUUUCUAGUUAUUGUGUAUUUUGUCAAUGUUGUAAUAAAUGAAAGACAUUAUUGAGAUAAAUAACACUUUAAUUUUUUUAUC
Molecule: messenger RNA, 4401 nt
Organism: Danaus plexippus (monarch butterfly)
Lineage: Eukaryota; Metazoa; Arthropoda; Insecta; Lepidoptera; Nymphalidae
Gene: NKCC
Product: bumetanide-sensitive sodium-(potassium)-chloride cotransporter
Exons: 20
Coding region: 300-3506 (1068 amino acids)
Biological process (GO): potassium ion homeostasis; sodium ion homeostasis; chloride transmembrane transport
Cellular component (GO): membrane
Molecular function (GO): sodium:potassium:chloride symporter activity
Source: RefSeq, a predicted model, not a curated record